Chiloscyllium plagiosum (whitespotted bambooshark) is the source of this 3834-nucleotide messenger RNA. RefSeq names its product phosphodiesterase 7A (gene pde7a). Gene Ontology annotation, biological process: signal transduction. Gene Ontology annotation, molecular function: 3',5'-cyclic-nucleotide phosphodiesterase activity. The record is from RefSeq and is a predicted model, not a curated record. NCBI's taxonomy places the organism in Eukaryota, Metazoa, Chordata, Chondrichthyes, Orectolobiformes, Hemiscylliidae.
GGCCGCGAGAGAUGAGGGAAGGUUCUGGGGAAGAGGGAGCGAGUAGGAGCAGGAGGAGGAGAAGAAGGAGGAGGAGGAGGGUGAAGGGGAAGGCCUCAGUGUCCGGAUCGCGCCCGUUCCUGCCACCGGUGUCUCGCCGAUAACCGAGAGAGAGAGAGUUAGAGUUAGGGGGAGGGGAGAAAAACAACAACAUCCUCAAAAACAAACAAAUCCUGAGAGAAAAUACUGAAAAGGGACUGUUUUGAGAAAGGUUCCCCUUUGACGCAGCGAUGGGCCUGAGGGAGAGCGGUGGUGCCCGGGGCUCGGUGCCUCACAUCGGCCGCAGUUUGUCUUCACUCGGAAACCUGGAGAGCUGAAGGUGGCUGGCCCCGGGACUCAGGGAGAGAGACACACAGGGGGGGUGGGGGUGUGUGCUCCGGCACCGAGUCCCGUCUCUCUCCAUGCGGCAGCGCUGACUGCUGACCUUUUUUCUUUUCAUUGUUGUGGGUUUUGUGUUUUUACUUUGGGGGGGGGGGGGGGUUCGUCGCUGCUGUUUUCUUUUGUUUCUCCCUCCGUCCGGCCCCCAAGGCCCUGACACGGGGCCCUCCCCGUCCCUCCGUGCUCCGAUGGCACUAUGUUACCAGUACCAGCUCCCGGUGCUGCCUCUCGACAGGCCGGUGCCCAAACACGUCCUGAGCCGCAGAGGCGCCAUCAGCUUCAGCUCCAGUUCGUCCUUGUUCGGCUGCGCUAACCCCAGGGUCCUGUCCCAGACCUUCACAAACUCUUCUAACCUUUGGAUUCCUUCAUCUGGGUGGGAAGAACGAUUUCUUGAGAGACGAGGAGCCAUUUCCUAUGAAAGCUCAGAUCAAACUGCGCUGUACAUUCGUAUGUUAGGGGAUGUACGAGUAAGGAGCCGGGCAGGAUUUCAACCUGAAAGAAGAGAUUCUCAUCCCUAUGUUGAUUUUCGCCUUUUGCACUUAUCACCAGAACCUGGAGAAUUGGCUUCAGCAAGGAAGAUCAGAAGGUUGCUUAGUUUUCAAAGAUAUUUUCGAUCUGCUCAUUUAUUUUGUGGUGUUUCUCCUCUAAACUCUCUCAGCUUUCUGGAUGAUAAUUACAAUGGCCAAGCCAUGCGCAUGCUAGAAAAGGAUGGAAAUUGGAAUUUUGACAUCUUUCUUUUUGACAGAUUAACAAAUGGAAAUAGUCUGGUUACUUUGACCUUCCAUUUGUUUAAAUACCAUGGACUUAUUGAGCAUUUCCACUUGGAUUCGGUUAAAUUGCGUCGGUUUUUAGUAAUGGUCCAGGAGGAUUACCACCGUAACAACCCUUAUCACAAUGCGGUACAUGCUGCUGAUGUAACUCAAGCCAUGCAUUGUUUCCUAAAGGAAACUAAGAUUGCCACCUCUUUUUCUCCAUGGGAUGUUCUACUGGGUUUGCUGGCAGCUAUGACACAUGAUAUGGAUCACCCUGGUGUUAACCAACCUUUCCUCAUUAAAACUAAUCAUUACCUAGCAAGUUUAUAUAAGAAUAUCUCGGUGUUAGAAAACCAUCAUUGGAGGUCAGCAGUGUGCGUACUCCAGGAAUCCAAAUUAUUUUCACAUCUUGCAGUUGAGGAAAUCUAUCAAAUGGAAAGCCAGUUGGGAUCCCUGAUUCUAGCCACAGACAUAACCCGCCAAAAUGAGUUUCUGACGCAGUUCCGAACUCACUUGGACAGGAGUGACUUGUGUUUAGAUGAAGCAGGUCAUCGACAUUUCAUGCUUCAGUCAGGGUGCCAACAUCCUCCACCCCUACCCCAGCAGAAGUGUUAUCUGUGUGGCGUUCAGUCACAGGAGAAUAGCUGGAUGAAAUCACAUGUCAUCAGGUCAAAGAAGGCCAAGAUAGCAUUGAAAUGUGCAGAUAUCAGUAACCCAUGCCGGCCUUGGGAACUGAGUAAGCAAUGGAGUGAAAAGGUAACCCAGGAAUUCUUCCAUCAAGGGGAUAUUGAAAGGAAGCAUAAACUAGAUAUAAGUCAGUUGUGUGACCGCCAUACAGAAACUGUAGCCAAUAUUCAAAUAGGUUUCAUCACUUACGUAGCGAAACCUCUUUUUGUGGAAUGGUCUCGAUUCUCCAACACAACACUGUCACAGACCAUGCUUGGACACCUUAGCUUGAAUAAUGCUAGCUGGAAAGGAUUACUGCAGGAACAGUCCCAAGGUGGAGAUGAUACUGAUUUUAUUUGAGCAGAAAUGGACUGAAUUAUUACCUCAGGAAAGCCACGAAUUAUUUUAUCCCACCCACCUAACUGGUUCCGUGAAGCGGACAAUUACUUUUCUGCCUCUUCAGUGGAAUGCAAAUGUGAUGAUGCUUUUGGUUGGGGGGGGAGGGGGAAGAACUGAGAUACAUUUGCAGGCUCUGACUGUCACAGUUGCAUGUGUAUCCGUGCCAAUGCUAAUGUAAUUCCAUGCUUUUUUCAAAGCAUCAUAUUGCUUCUUUGCCCCUUGCUAGGCCUGAACAUAAAGCAAUACACAAAUACCUCAGUUGGCUUUUGUGAGAUAUUGAGCACGUAAACUACAGUGGUGGCCAAACUGAAGGGAGUGAAGAAUGGAGGGUGACAGCGUCCCGGAAAGUGCCAUUUAUCAACGGUUAUUUUAAAUAUUUGUAAAACAGACUGAUAUUUAGAAUUUCUGCACUUGGGGUUUUCUGUGGUUUCUUUUUAUUUAGAUGGCUAAAAUAUGAACUUAGUGAAAAUCUUCUGAUGUUGGUACAAAGAAGAGCUUUUGCUCUCUUCCCACCAUUUUUGAGUGACUGAAUGCAUGCAAAGAAGCCAGUCCUUUUCUGCCUCAGAGAUUUGUUUACAAUGCUGUAUUUUUGAUACUUUUUGGUUCUGGUUCUUGCCUUGAAGCAUAGUGGAAAAGGAGCCACAAAAUUCAGAAAUGCUAUUUGGUAAGAAGAUAGAACAAAAUAAAUGCUGCAGCUCGAUUUUAUGUGAUGCCAUUUACGUUCCCAUGGAAGCCUCUCUUCUGCCAUGGUGUUCCUUUAGUGCACUGUGAAUCCAGCCUUCAUCUCUGACCACAACCAGCUUUACUUCAGCAAAUCUGGAAAAAGAGUGCUGCUGGCCUUUGCCUUUUUUGGGGGGGAGAUUUGAAGAAAUAGAAAAACAGAUUAGUGGGUGAAGCCAACGUGUGGUUUUCAUGCAUGAACUGCACUUAGUGAUAGUGGCAGUAAACUGUUACAAGGAUCAGCUCAGGAUUUUUGCCUGUGUUUCUGGAGCGUGUGAUCGUGGUACCUAAGAAUAAAUAUAUGCGAACAAAUACCACUUUCACCAUUUAGAUUUCUUCAAAAUGUGACAUCUGUGUAGCCAGAUUGAAGAAAAAUUCUUAACAUUGCUAUAGAUGCCUUAAAACUAUGCACAAAGCUAAGUGACCAAAUCUGUUUUUAUUUUGGAAAGUGCAUUGUUCCUCAAUCUUUUUGCGAGUGAAUUGUUACUCCCCUGUGGGCUUCGUUUGAUGUGAAAAGAUGAACCCUUUGUAGGAUAAAAUUACGGAUGUUAUUUUAAACUUCAAACAUUCCAUUUUGUAUUUUACAAUGUUUUAAGUAGUUGUUGAUUAUGUACAGUAAAGCAAAACUGUAUCUUAGGUUUGGCAUUUUCCAGUGAAACAAACUUGGUGCUUUUCUCUUUUUUUUAGUUAACUUGUAUUUCAGGACUGUUUAAAAGAAUUUUGUUUACAAUUUGUUGCAACAGCCAUCUUUGAGACGUGACGGCUUCAAUAUUAAGCUUAGGGACAUUACCAAGUUGUUGGUAGAGAUGCCAUAUUCAUAUUUUGAUAUGUGCCUGUUGCUGUUCAAAUUUUGAAUAAAAGAAUUGACAUACCUUUUGAA